Molecule: messenger RNA, 3964 nt
Organism: Pangasianodon hypophthalmus (striped catfish)
Lineage: Eukaryota; Metazoa; Chordata; Actinopteri; Siluriformes; Pangasiidae
Product: lysophosphatidic acid receptor 4-like
Exons: 1
Coding region: 688-1596 (302 amino acids)
Biological process (GO): positive regulation of Rho protein signal transduction; phospholipase C-activating G protein-coupled receptor signaling pathway
Cellular component (GO): membrane
Molecular function (GO): G protein-coupled receptor activity
Source: RefSeq, a predicted model, not a curated record
UCCUAAUAAUUUCACUGUCGAGCUAAUGAUAGAUAUUAGAUUUUAGCCCUUCGUCUAAUAUCAUGGCCAGUCAUCACUCAGAACAUUUCUUCAUCUCAAAAUAUCUCAUGACAUGUGUAUUUAUGUGUUUUUUCCAGUUACAUGGUGAAUGUGACAGUGGUAUCCAUCAAAUCUAGCAGUAAUGAAUGGCAGUCAAAAGAGCAUUCAAAUUGUCUAUUCCACCAAAACCAUGUUUAUUAUUAUAAUUAAUUUAUGUUUUGUUCUUCACCCAACUUGCCACAUGAAUGACACAGUGGUGAUGUUCAUGUAAAAAAAGGAGUUUCCAAACUAGUGCAGAAAGUCCCAGCCUUUGUUUCCAAAUUUACAUCGAAAAUGUGAACAUGAUUUAAACAUGAUUACUAGAAGAAUCUGUGCCAAAUUUUUGCCUUUGUGGAAAAGCUAAGCAUCUCAGAAAUGCCAGCAGAAAAUCCUAUGGCUUUGCAUAUUCAAAAUGUGAACAUGAUUUAAACUAGAUCAUUUAAGCUCAAUUACUUUGCUUUUAACUCUGCUACUGAAAACGGCAAGAUGAGCUGACCGUAUCUUUCUGAUUUUUUUUUUCGUUUUGUCAUAGUCAGCAAAAACACGGAACUGGCCUUUUUAUUUUACAGCUUUUUUCAUCACUCAAAGAUAAACAUCCGCAUCUCAGAAAUGCCAGAAGAAAUGGGCUCUGCAAAUGAAAAAUCAUCAUCAUCAUCAUCAUCAUCAUCAUCAUCAUCAUCAUUUUCAAACAGCACUCAGGCGAUAGACAACAACUGGUGCACAGAUUACCCCACUGCUACUGUAAUCUUCUCAACAAUAUCUGGGAUCUGUUUCCUCUUGGGAUUUCCAGUCAGUCUGUGGGUCCUACACGAGCUCCUCCAGAGACAAAGACAAAGAUCCACCAGUGACGUCUUCAUGCUCAGCCUGGCGGUUAUCGAUCUGAUUUUCACAGCACAGAUCCCAUUCAGUGUAUGUAAUUUCGGAAUAUGGCAUAUUAAGGAACUACAAUUUAUUUUACAAAUCAUCUACAGCUUAAGCUUUAAUGGUAGACCUCUGUUUAUGGCUUGCAUUUGUUUGGACUGUUAUGUUGCUGUGGUUUACCCCAUAGUGUACAAAACCAGUAAGAAACUCGCUGCAAUUAAGAAGGCAAUCGCAAUAACAAUCUUUUUCACUAUACUAGGUUGUGGAUUGAUUAUGCUUACUUUAAAACGGCUAAUUACAACUACUUUUAUUGCCAUCUCUUUAAUCAUGGCACUGCCAGUUAUUGCCUUUUGUGAUAUUUCCAUACUUCGAGCCCUGACAAAACCAGAUCCAACAGGAAAGAGCAAAAUCCAUCCACAGAAGAAACAAGCUCUUCACACCAUCUCUAACAGCUUCAUCAUGACAUUUGUUGUCUAUCUGCCACCAGCGAUCAUUUUCUCAUUUGGAAACCUGAUGCCACUUAGAGAUAUCGAACGCUUUUGUUUUUUAACCACAUAUGGAAUUUGUUUUUCCACAGUUGGGUGUGUCAUUAUGCCUGUUCUAUACCUCAUCAGUGUCGGUAAGCUGGACACUUUUAAGAACUGGUGGAAUCGAUAAAGUACAUAAAGUAUAAUGGAGCACUUUCCACUUUUCUAUUCAUUUUUAUUCAUUUCAAAUAUUCCUGUAAUAAGUGACGCAUUGACAUUACUGUAAUACUAUAUUAGCCUAGUAAUACUAUAGUAAUGCUAUAGUGAUAAAGUAAGCAAAUAUAGUAUAAUAAUUAUAGUUGUAGAUAUAAUCUAUCGGAAAAUUAUACAAUCAAAUAAUUCAGACAUGCCUUGUAUACAUGCAUUGUGUCUAAAUAAUGAGUUGUGAGUAGUGUGUGUUCUAAUGUACAGCUAGAUUUUUUUUCUCUCCCAAAAACAAUCAGGAUUUACUUCGACUUCAUGAGAAUAAAGACAACAGGAAAAUAGUACAGCUUAUACAUUUUCAUUAAAGUUAGUGCUUUCCCACAGCACUGCUGAAUUCUCAAAUCUAAAUGUGCAGUAGCAUAGGCUGCAACUUUUAUAUUAAUGUGCUUGUUUUAAUACAUUAUCAUUUCUAUACUAACAGCUCAUUCACAGAUACUUGUAUGUGUUCCAUGUAAUCUAACCCCAAUAAUAAAAUAUGGUAUUAUUCAUAUGUUGAGAAAACAUAUUGUUUACACAAUUGUUUAUGUGGUGUUUUCUGUGAGGAGAUGUGCAAUUAACAUUUUUGGAAGGAGUCUCCACUGCCAGCGUGUUUUGACAGUCAGAGGUAAAGCUGUUUCUAUAAGUUUUCUGCCACUAGAAAGUCAUCAUAACGUACUCGGUUACUUACAUAACCUUGGUUCCCUGAGAUAUGGGAACGAGUACUGCUUCGCUAGACGCUAUGGGGAAAAACCCCUUUUUCUCCAAUGACUCAAGCCUUUUCAAUCACGCAGUGAAACUGCACGGCCAUUGGUUCGUGCAGUGCAAUAAAGCGAACCAAUGGCUCGGCAGAGGAACUGCACGCACCUAUGGCAAGGAGGCCUGCCAGAAUGGGCGGAGCCAUCUGGCUAUAUAAGCGGGCAUAGCUCCAUAGGAUCUCAGAUCAAUUCGAGUGAAGCGACGACCCUGAGUUGUGCAACGUUCUGGCACAGCCUGCAACGCAGUACUCAUUCCCGUAUCUCAGGGAACCGAGGUUACGUAAGUAACCGAGUACAUUCCCUUUCGAUACUACACUCGUACUGCGUCGCUAGACGCUAUGGGGAACCAAUACAAUCACGCCGUGCCAAGAAAAUGGAACGACUGGCAUGAACCAGCCUUGAGCGACUAAGGCUCAGAGCGACCAGCAUAAGCAGGGUGCACCCUGCGAGAGACCUAAGGGCUGAGCUCACCGAGGUCAACCCAGCCUAGGAUAAUUGUUCCAAAAUAAUACUGUGCUGUGUCAGCACUCCCGAAAGGGCAAAGAAAGCACAAGGAAUCCGCCUGUCAUAACCGGCGUGUGUCUCUCAGGCAGAUAGGAUCCGAGCCUGCAAGGCUGGAAUGUCCAGGCUAUAAAACCUGGCGAAUGUGGACGGCGAGACCCAGCCGGCCGCCACACAAAUGUCUGCCAUGGACACCCCGCUAGACCAUGCCCACGACGAGGCCACGCCCCGAGUGGAAUGGGCUCUCACUCCUAUGGGGCUCGGGAGGCCCAGGGAGGAGUAUGUUAGUGCAAUAGCGUCAACUAGCCAUCAAGAAAUUCUCUGCUUUGUGACCGGAGACCCUUUGGUGCAGCCGCCAAACCCUUUGGACAACCUUCCUUCUGUGGACAAUGCCCAUGGUUAUGCCCUGCUUGAACCAUUGGGGUUCCUUCCAAGGGGCCAGAGCCGCUACGCAGGCCUGGGUCACCCUGAUGCGAAGGUAACCGUGACGCCACGCGCUGGGUGGCACUUGUGGUUUCAACCAGUACUGAAGAGGUCUCAUGCAGCGCAGGCCCUGCCGUAGUACUGGUGAUGCGGAGGCCAUGAGGCCUAGCAUCCUUUGGAACAUCUUCAGGGGGCGAAGAGCUCCAAUUUUGAAGGAUGCCGCGAGCUGCUGUAUGACUAGCGCACCUUCUGGUGCGACUGCAGCCCUCAUGUGGACUGAGUCGAAAACUGCCCCCAGGAACGAAGUUCGUUGGCUGGGGAACAGUGAGCUCUUGGUGAAAUUGAUCCUGAGUCCUAGGCACUCCAAGUGGCUGAGGAGGAGGGAUCUGUGAGACACUAGCUCGGCCUCUGACUGGGCUAAAAUGAGCCAGUCGUCGAGGUAAUUCAGAAUGCGGAUUCCGUUCUGUCUCAGAGGAGAAAGAGCCGCAUCUAUGCACUUCGUAAAAGUACGAGGAGCCAGGGACAGUCCGAAGGGCAGGAUUGUGUAUUGAUAAGCCACUCCCUCGAAGGCAAAUCUCAAGAAUCGUCUGUGAUGGGGGGCUAUCUGGAUGUGAAAGUAUGCGUCUUUCAGGUCCA